AUGAUGGAGGGCGGAGUGUGGGGACUGGUCAUCAUACUCUCAGCCUUCAUGAUACAAGUGCUGACGUUUGGGACGACGGCUAGUAUAGGUGUCUACAACAUCGAGCUGCUCGACUACUUCGAGGGCUCGCCCGUGGGGGUGUCGCUCAUAGGGUCUAUCAACUUCGGCGUGUAUCUCGGCUCGGGGCCAAUAGUCAGCUUCCUGAUGACCAGGUACUGCUACAGAAAGAUUGCCCUCUGUGGAUCGGUGAUGGUGGCGAUAGGCCUGAUGGGAUUACCGUUCCUUCCUUAUAUUCCAACCAUGUGCCUGUUCUUUGGGGUUCUUACAGGGUUCGGCAACUGCUGCACUUACAUCCCCUCCCACGUCCUCACCGGCCUGUACUACGACAAGUACCGCAGCAUCGCCACCGGCGUCUCGACCAGCGGCUCUGGUCUGGGCGGGGCCAUCAUGCCCGUGCUGGUGGGUUUCCUCAUCGACACCUACAGCUGGAGGGGCUCCCUCAUCUGCCUCGCCGGCCUCAACCUCCACCUCUUCAUCUUCGCCGCCCUGCUGCGCUACCCCCCUAUGCCUUCCAUCGCGGGCACCCAGAAGCAGCCGAAGAAAAAGGUCUUGACGGACGAGUAUCGCCUUGAAAAACUGGAGGAGGCUAUGGUUUUAGUGACGCCGAUAAAACGCCGCAGAGAAGAAAGUAGGGUAGAAAUGUUCAAUGCAACAACAUUAAGUAAUGGAGAAAACAGAUCCGAUGAUCAUACAGGUAGAAAGAAGAAGUCGCUGAACAUAGACGAGAGCAGACCAGACUCCCAUAAAACAACAUACCAGCGGUCAUUAAGCAAGGAAGAAUAUAAAUCAGAUACAUCGACUUUUAAAAUACAGCAGUUGUGUAGAAAGGAAGAGAGCAGGUCAGACUUGAACAAGGCAACGUGCCAGCGGUCAAUGAGGAAAGAAGAAAGUAAAAAUACACUAGAUACCCCAGCUGGUAAAAAUACACUAGAUACCCCAGCUGGUAAAAAUACACUAGAUACCCCAGCUGGUAAAAAUACACUAGAUACCCCAGCUGGUAAAAAUACACUAGAUACCCCAGCUGGUAAAAAUACACUAGAUACCCCAGCUGGUAAAAAUACACUAGAUACCCCAGCUGGUAAAAAUACACUAGAUACCCCAGCUGGUAAAAAUACACUAGAUACCCCAGCUGGUAAAAAUACACUAGAUACCCCAGCUGGUAAAAAUACACUAGAUACCCCAGCUGGUAAAAGUACACUAGAUACCCCAGCUGGUAAAAACCAGCUGCGGUGUAAAGCAGAAGACAGCAGACAGAGUUCCCACAAUGCAACUCACCAGCGGCCGUCUAGCUACGCCAGCUGCUGCAGCAACGUCACCAACUACGACAACUUUGGCCUUGACCUUGGCGCGAUCCAGUUCAUCGACCAGGUCAGCAUGACCGAGUCCGGCUACUCGGCGACCGACGUGCUCAACCUGUCAGACAGGCUCCAGCUGUCGACCAGCAUCGUGCUCACCGUCGACGUGGCUCCGGAUAAAAACGUCAAACACCGGGACAAAAAUUUACUCCACGCCUCCGGCGACUCCGGUAACCAUGACAACCACCGACGCAGUUUCCUCGACGUGCUGUACCCGCGCAACAUCUCGUCCCACUCCUUGUUCGCCCUGGGGUCUCGCGGCUCCACCGUCAUCUACAUCGACGCCUUUCAUUUCUCCGACGUCAUCCGGUCAGUCUCCGACAUGGACAGAAGCGCUUCCGGAACGUCCGUGAUUCCCAUGUCCUCCAGGCAUGUCUACAUCUUCACCAACUACGGCUUCAACAUUUAUUUCCUCAGCAACAUCAUGUGGAAUGCCGGCUACGCCAUCAUACAAUCGUUCGCGCCGGAAUUUCUUCAAGACAAAGGUCUUUCUCUCAUGGAAGCGGCUUGGUUAAGUGGGGCUUUUGGGUUUGCAAGUUUCGUCGGCGGAGUCGUGGGCGGGAUUUUAGGCAAUUUUGAAUACGUCAACCGGCAAGCGUUGUACACGGUUGCCUGCGUCGUCAUGGGCGCGGUCACCAUCGCCUUCCCACAAUUCCAGAACAUUUUCCUCUACACGACGACGCUGGUCAUCAGCGGACUCGCCUUUGGCGUCAUCCUAGGGCUGCUGAUCGUCGUCCUCACCGACCUGGUGGGCGUGGACAGUCUGGGCAACGGCCUCGGUUACCUCAUGUUGUCUAAUGGACUAGGCACUUUCAUAGGGCCGCCCAUUGCCAGUGUUAUAAAAGAAAGCACCGGUGGCUUUGAUACAGGUAUAGUUCUAGCAGGGGGACUCUGUAUACUGGGUGGACUCAUCAUGCUCAUGAUGCCCCUACAUCGCUGCUGCCGGCACUCUUGCCAGGGGAAACAACACAAGCAGGAAGAAUGUAGAAUGGUCUCCCUUUAAGCUAGUCAUACAUUUCUAUGCUACUUGCACAACGGAUUAGUUGAUUGUACGAGUCAUGUUUGUGUAUGUAUACAGGGUUGUUGACGUGUGUAUAGUGUGACCCAUCAGUUGUAUUAGAAGUGAGUUAUAUUCCAGUUAGAAGAUAAAUGCUGAUACAAUUGACAGAUGAGUAUGAUAUGUUUUGUUAGUCCCGAGACCAUAGGACAUGUAAGGGUAAUGUCCCAAGUUGGUGAAUGUAUCAUUUGUGUUUGUCUAUAGUACAAGGUGAACUAGCAGUAGUUGUAGAGUUCCAUUAACAGUAUACGUAAGACAUGGAGGAAUUAAAUUACCAUCUGGGAGUUGCCUAGCACUGGAUACCCCAGCAAAACAGGUGACAUGGAUACAUGUGUUGUUUGGUUACGUAAUCUAGACAGAACAGUGUGACAAGGUAAUGUAAUAAUCUAGACAAGACAGUGUGAGAAAGUUGUGUGAUCUAUACAUGACAGUAUGACAGGCAAGUCGUGUAAUGUU
Physella acuta is the source of this 2928-nucleotide messenger RNA. RefSeq lists its product as uncharacterized. The record is from RefSeq and is a predicted model, not a curated record. NCBI's taxonomy places the organism in Eukaryota, Metazoa, Mollusca, Gastropoda, Physidae. Gene Ontology annotation, molecular function: monocarboxylic acid transmembrane transporter activity. Gene Ontology annotation, biological process: monocarboxylic acid transport; transmembrane transport.